AGCAUAGCACAGCAUAGCACAGCAUAGCACAGCAUAGCACAGCACAGCACAGCACAGCUCAGCACAGCUCAGCACAGCGCGACCCUUCUUGUAUUUCUCUCCUCUCCUCUCCACUCCUCAUCACUGCCGCCUAUACUUCCAAUACAGAACAAAUAGACUCUCAACAAAUCCGAGUCCAAUUCCAACCCCAUCAUUGGCGCUUUAAAUAAAUCGAGGUCACCUUGAUCCCACGUGACCGAACAAGUCCCGACGGGACCAAGUAAACAUCCACCGCCAAUCACAACUUGACCGCCGCUCGUUCGGGUUCCAUUCAGGUUCAGGUUCAGGGUCUUCCCCAAAUCCAUCCAUAUCGACUCCCAAAACACACAUCACUGGCCUGACUUGGCCUGACCGGACCGGCAAGACAGUCGAAACUACGUCACAGACUAGACGCUGCAGUAUCUGCCACCACCCCCUUCCCUCCGCCCUCCUCUUCUUCUCUCCUCUCCUCUCCUCUCCUCUCCUCUCCUCUCCUUCCCUUCCCUCGAUAUGUCGACCCUUAAUCCCAACACAGCAGUUCCUCCUCCCUCCCAAGCCUUUGUCGAGAGAGGAUACGGCGGUGCGAGCAGCAGCUCCCGAACAAACCUAGGCACAGGCACAGUUGCUGCCACAGAUUUCGGGUCCGCACCCGGAUAUCUUGCGGAAGCUUCCCCUUUAGCACAAUCCGCAAGCCAAGGAAGGUUUAAUGAGGAGUGGGACGCAAGCCAGCGAGGUAGCUCAAUAAUUGACGGUCCAAUGCAGCGGUCCAACUCUGUCAUGUCGCAAGGCGACACCCUGAUUCCCUCUCGUGGGGGAACCUUGAAGAAGAAGGCAUCCUUGCGAAGGACGGGUUCCAUGAAGAGGAGCUCUAGUCGCAGAAGCUCGAGAGCUGGCAGUGUUCGCAGUCUUGCCCUUCAAUCCGCUGGAGAUGCCGAUGAAACACACAGCGCCUUCUACUCUCCAGUUCCCACCACUGGCAACCCAACCGAGAUACUCGCAAACAGAUUCCAAGCCUGGCGCAAAGUUCUCAAAGAUCUGAUUACCUAUUUUCGAGAAAUACAAACUAGCUAUGAGCACAGAUCAAAGAAUCUCCUAAAGGUUUCCAAUGUGAUUAACAAUACAUCAGCACCGACCAUGUUCUUGGAGUCUGGGGGAAUAGAUGAUGCCGUCCAAGUACUCCGCAGUUAUCACAGAAUCGCAAUUGCGGAGGCCAACAAAUCCAAAGAGAUCGAAAACGACGUGAUCAUGGCACUAACCGGCUUACGGAGCGACCUAAACCAGAAGAUUAAGGAGAUCAAGGGCCUCUCAAGCGACUUCAAGAAUUCUGUGGACAAGGAAAUGGAAACGACGCGUCGAGCUGUCAAUGAACUACAUGAAGGCUUGGGACAGUCUGAUAUGGACCCUGCUCAGAUGACUGGCAGGAAGGACCCGUAUUUGUUGAAGCUUGCAGUGGACCGACAAAUCGAGAGCCAAAUUGAUGAAGAAAACUACUUACACCAGGCAUACUUGAAUCUCGAAGCAUCUGGAAGAGAACUAGAAGCCAUUGUCGUAGGCGAAAUUCAGAAAUCUUACAACGCCUAUGCUGGAAUCCUGAAGCGCGAAGCAGAUGCAGCAUACAAUACUGCAGAUGAACUACGCACUGGCCCGAUCGCCAUGCCUAAGGACCAUGAGUGGAACACUUUCGUCCAGAAGGACGAGCAUUUUGUUGAUCCGAGCGUUCCUGUUCGACAACCUCAGAAUAUCCAUUAUCCUGGUCGUGAUAAUGAGCUCGCUCAGGAAGUCCGCGCUGGUCUACUGGAGCGAAAAUCUAAAUACUUGAAGAGCUACACCGCUGGCUGGUAUGUUCUUUCCCCGACUCAUCUCCACGAGUUCAAAUCCGCAGAUAAGGCUCAGGCGCCUAUCAUGUCUCUUUACCUCCCAGAACAGAAACUUGGAUCGCAUUCCAACGAAGGCUCUUCUUCAAACAAGUUCAUCUUAAAGGGGCGGCAAACUGGUUCCAUGCACCGUGGUCACUCAUGGGUUUUCAGAGCGGAAAGUUACGACACUAUGAAUGCAUGGUAUGAGGACAUCAGAGCGCUCACCGAGAAGACUCCUCAAGAACGCAAUGCCUUUGUACGCCAACAUGCCCGAAGCAUAAGUGGUACAUCGCAGAGAGCUGGCUCCAUCAGCAGCGAUGGUAUAAUGGACGAAGAAGACGAAGAGCCCUUCUCUGCCUCGAAUGCGGACGUUGUUAGCACAGGACCGAAGCAAGCCGAAUUGCCCAAACGUCCCCAGCCAGGUGGGAGAUUCCCAUCCGAUGUCAAUUUGUCUCGAGGCUUACAGGCUCCUCUUUCCCCCUCUAGCGGAAGUUCCGGAGUCGAAGACCGUGAUGUAGUUGCAGCUGCUGGAAAGCUACCGGGCAGUGCUAUGCAUCAAUAUGGCGAUACUGCUUCCUCACCGACACACGGAGCUUAUGUUGACCAGCAAGCGAAGGAAGACGGUGUGAAUCCAUAUACAAGUCAAAGAAUGAGCCAGGAUUUAGGACGGGGCCGAUCCGACAAUCGAUUUACCGUGGGGGAGAUGGCUGCUGCUGGUCUAGGCGGUACCGUUGCUAGGGCUGUCGGAUCCGAACUUUCUUACAAUCGCUAUGAAGAUGGUAAAUUUAACGAUUUCCGCCGACAGCAGGAAGAACAAGCUGCUCGCGAAGCUGCCACAAUUGCUGCCCCGGAUACAUUCGAGCAACAAUCCGAGCAACAAGCUGCGCAGGAAGCUGCUAUUUAUGCUGCACCAGACAGCUAUCUGCAAAAGUCCGCACCCGACGCCAGCUUCAUGUCUGGUGCUCGCAGCCAAGGCGAUGUCACCAGUAAAGGAGCGAUUGGCUCAGAGACUAAUCCAAUUGAGAAAGUUCUUGAACCAUUGACAGAAAAUGGAAGGCCGUCCUUGGCUGCUGGCCAGAAUCAUCAAAGUGUGCAGAGUGUUUCCCAGCUACACGUUCCUGGAGAAUUUCCCAAGGAGCACAACAAGACGAGCCCAGUCUAAGAGGGGUUCAUUUGUGAGUAUGUGUAUAUAGCUAUAUAUAAUAUGCUACUAGCUAGCGCGAGGUGCAGGACUAGGCUGCUGAGAUUAAUAGAUAGCUAUGUAGAAGAUAAUCAAGUGAAAACAAAAAUAUAGAGCGUCGUGGUUGAAAG
Molecule: messenger RNA, 3185 nt
Organism: Cadophora gregata
Lineage: Eukaryota; Fungi; Ascomycota; Leotiomycetes; Helotiales; Ploettnerulaceae
Exons: 6
Coding region: 529-3036 (835 amino acids)
Source: RefSeq, a predicted model, not a curated record